Messenger RNA from Lactuca saligna, 5343 nucleotides. NCBI's taxonomy places the organism in Eukaryota, Viridiplantae, Streptophyta, Magnoliopsida, Asterales, Asteraceae. The record is from the annotation of a GenBank genome assembly.
AUGGUUUCUGGUGCUUCAUAUUGGAUGACUUCUCUUUCGUGUUCUUCAAACUCUGUUGUGGCGGAGGACGCCUCAGGAAUUUCAUUCGUACUCCAAUGGCUGAGGUUCAUCUUCCUCACUCCCUGCCCUCAAAGGGCGCUUUUAUCCUCCAUUGAUGUCCUGUUCUUGUUUAUCCUCUUCGUUUUUGCUAUUCAAAAGCUGUAUUCAAGAUUCACCUCCGCCAGCAAUGGCCACUCCGCCAACGAAGAACCUCUUAUUCCUAAAAGUAGAGUACUUGUCAAUACCAAUGUUUGGUUUAAGAUAUCUCUGCUCGUGACAUCCAUUUUGGUGGUUCUAUCUAUUGUUUCGUCUAUUUUGGCAUUCACACGAAAUCCCCUGGUGCCAUGGAAGCUAGUGGAUGGAAUCUGUUGGGUAAUCCAAGCUGUAACUUUCCUUGUAAUCACAGUGUUGAUCAUCCACGAGAAGAGAUUUCAAGCCUCAACGCAUCCGCUCUCCCUCCGUGUUUUCUGGGUAGUAAAUUUCAUCAUCGUUACUUUAAUGGCUGCUUCUGGUAUCGCCCGCCUAGUUUCUGGCACCAGAAACACUACACCUUUGAAAUCCGAAGACAUAGUUUCAUUGACAUCUCUACCAUUUUCGAUUUUCCUCUUAAUUCUUUCCAUAACUGGCUCAACCGGAAUCAUAGUGAAAACAGAAUCAGAAUCACUGAACGGAAAUGGAAAUGGCAAUGGCAAUGGUAAAGUUUCAGAGGGUGAUGAGCUGAGCAAGUCGAUAAAAGUGAGUGGAUGGGCAUCCGCUUCAAUCCCAUCAAAAAUCUUUUGGCUGUGGAUGAACCCAUUGUUGCAGAAAGGGUACAAGAGCCCCCUAAAACUGGAGGACAUCCCAACACUUUCACCCGAACACCGGGCAGAGAAAAUGGCCAAGCUUUUUGAACAGAAUUGGCCUAAGCCUCACGAAAAUUGUAAACAUCCUGUUCGAGUCACAUUGCUUCGUUGUUUCUGGAAACAUGUUGCCUUCACUGCGUUUCUUGCCAUUAUAAGGCUCUGUGUUAUGUAUGUCGGACCUCUGUUGAUCCAAAGAUUCGUGGAUUUCACCUCAGGGAAGAGCACCUCCCCAUACGAGGGGUACUAUUUGAUACUAAUCCUUCUUGUUGCGAAAUUCAUUGAGGUUUUGUCAUCCCACCAGUUCAAUUUCAAUUCUCAGAAGCUGGGCAUGUUAAUCCGGUCCACCCUUAUAACUUCGCUUUACAAAAAGGGGUUACGGCUCUCUUGCUCGGCUCGACAGUCUCAUGGUGUUGGACAGAUUGUGAACUACAUGGCAGUAGAUGCUCAACAGCUGUCAGAUAUGAUGCUUCAAUUGCAUGCUAUCUGGCUUAUGCCACUCCAAGUGUCGGUGGCAUUAGCCAUUCUUUACUCCUACCUUGGUACGCCCUCCUUGGUAGCUUUGGUCGGCCUGGUGGCAGUUAUCAUUUACGUGGUUCUGGGAACCAAAAGGAAUAACAGGUUUCAGUUCAAUAUAAUGCAAAACCGUGACUCGAGGAUGAAAGCCACCAACGAGAUGCUUAACUACAUGAGGGUGAUCAAGUUCCAAGCAUGGGAGGAACAUUUCAACAAGAGGAUUCAGGCGUUUCGUGAGUCUGAAUACGGGUGGCUUACCAAGUUCAUGAUCUCCAUUGGUGGAAACAUGAUCGUUUUGUGGAGCUCCCCUUUGUUUAUCUCUUCGCUCACCUUUGGGACUGCAAUUUUGCUUGGGAUCCCACUUGAUGCAGGGACGGUGUUCACUGCCACAUCACUGUUCAAGAACUUGCAGGAGCCGAUUCGAACUUUCCCUCAGUCAAUGAUCUCCCUCUCUCAGGCCAUGAUCUCGUUGGGGAGAUUGGAUGGGUUCAUGUUGAGUAAGGAGUUGGAUGAGGGGGCGGUGGAGAGACAGGAGGGUUGCAGUGGCCCGACAGCAGUUGAGGUUGAAGAUGGGUCUUUUAGCUGGGACGAUGAAGCUGCCGAAGGAGGGGUUGUCAAGAAUUUGAACUUUACCAUUAAAAAAGGUGAACUUGCAGCAAUUGUUGGGACUGUAGGUUCUGGGAAAUCAUCUCUUCUUUCAUCCGUUAUUGGCGAAAUGCACAAAAUCUCCGGGAAGGUGAGGGUGUGUGGAAGCACUGCAUAUGUUGCACAAACGGCAUGGAUACAGAAUGGGACAAUCCAAGAAAACAUUCUGUUCGGUCUGCCAAUGGAUAAACAGAAAUACAAGGAAGUAAUCAAGACUUGCUGCUUGGAGAAAGACUUGGAAAUGAUGGAAUUCGGAGAUCAGACUGAAAUCGGAGAGCGUGGGAUUAACCUGAGUGGCGGUCAGAAGCAGAGGAUUCAACUUGCCCGAGCCGUUUAUCAAGAUUGUGACAUCUAUCUUCUUGAUGAUGUCUUUAGUGCCGUAGAUGCUCACACUGGUUCCUCAAUAUUCAAGGAGUGUGUGAGGGGAGCCCUGAGAAACAAGACAAUCUUGCUCGUUACCCACCAAGUUGAUUUCCUCCAUAAUGUUGAUCAAAUAUUGGUGAUGCGAGAUGGCAUGAUUGUUCAAUCAGGAAAGUACGACGAGCUACUAGAAUCUGGCCUGGAUUUUAAGGCUCUAGUAUCCGCCCACGACACCUCUAUGCAACUGGUAGAAAUGGAGGCUACAACAUCUGAAAGCCCCUCCCCAAGACCUAUUCAGAAGUCUCCUAGCCAUAACCCAAGGGAAGAAGAUGACAAGGCUUUAGAAAGAUCCAAGUCUAGUUCUGUCAUAGGCACAUCAAAACUGAUCGAAGAAGAGGAGAGGGAAACCGGAAGGAUCAGCUUAAGUGUCUAUAAAGUGUACCUGACUGAGGCUUUUGGAUGGUGGGGUGUGAUUGCUGUUUUGUUUUUCUCAUUCUUAUGGCAAGGCGCACAGAUGUCAAGUGACUACUGGUUGGCCUAUGAAACUUCUGAGGACCGAGCAGCCUCUUUCAACCCCUCAUUGUUUAUACAAGUUUAUACAGCGAUAGCCGGUCUGUCCUUUCUUUUGGUAUUUGGCAGAGUCAUUUCUUCAACAAUCCUCGGGCUGAAAACCUCCCAGAGUUUCUUUAAACAGAUACUUCACAGCAUCCUUCAUGCUCCAAUGUCGUUUUUCGACACUACACCUUCAGGAAGGAUUCUUAGUAGGGCAUCAAGUGAUCAAACAAACAUCGAUGUGUUCCUUCCAUUUAUGAUGAGCCUGACUCUUGCUAUGUACAUAACAGUGAUUAGCAUUAUCAUCAUCACUUGUCAGUAUGCUUGGCCAACCGUGUUCCUACUGGUUCCAUUGGGUUGGCUCAAUUUCUCGUAUCGGGCGUACUAUCUUGCAACAUCUCGUGAAAUAACGCGGCUUGACUCGAUCACAAAGGCACCCGUUAUUCACCAUUUCUCGGAGAGCAUCUCUGGGGUUAUGACAAUUCGGUGUUUCAGAAAGCAGGACAGGUUUGUUCAAGAAAAUGUUGAUCGUGUGAAUGGAAACCUGAGAAUGGAUUUCCACAACAAUGGAUCCAACGGGUGGUUAGGUUUCCGUUUGGAGUUCAUCGGAAGCUUAUUUUUAUGUGUUUCGACUGUGUUUAUGAUCAUCUUGCCUAGCAGUAUCGUUAAACCAGAAAAUGUCGGAUUAUCACUAUCAUACGGAUUGUCACUCAAUGGGGUGCUGUUUUGGGCUUUAUACAUGAGCUGCUUUGUGGAAAACCGUAUGGUUUCUGUUGAGAGGAUUAAACAGUUCACCAACAUACCAUCAGAAGCUGAAUGGGUGAAGAAAGACAGCGCUCCUCCUUCAAAUUGGCCUUCACAUGGCAAUGUGGAGGUCAAAGAUCUGCAGGUUAGAUAUCGUCCAAACACGCCCUUGGUGAUCAAAGGGAUCACGCUGAGCAUUAGAGGAGGUGAAAAGAUUGGUGUGGUUGGUAGAACCGGAGGUGGGAAAUCAACUCUAAUCCAGGUUCUGUUUAGGUUGGUGGAGCCUUCUGGUGGAAGCAUAAUCAUUGAUGGCAUCAACAUCUCCACCCUCGGACUCCAUGAUCUCAGGUCUCGGUUUGGGAUCAUUCCUCAGGAACCAAUCCUUUUUGAAGGCACUGUGAGAAGCAAUAUCGACCCUAUUGGCCAACAUUCUGAUGAAGAGAUUUGGAGGAGUCUUGAACGAUGCCAACUUAGUGAUGUUGUAUCUUCAAAACCUGGUAAACUAGAUUCUGCAGUUGUGGAUAAUGGGGAUAACUGGAGCGUGGGACAAAGGCAACUUCUUUGUUUGGGGCGGGUGAUGCUGAAGCACAGCAGGUUGUUGUUCAUGGACGAAGCAACGGCUUCUGUGGAUUCACAAACAGAUGCUGUCAUUCAGAAGAUCAUACGAGAAGACUUUGCCGACUGUACCAUCAUUAGCAUUGCUCACAGAAUUCCCACCGUCAUGGACUGUGACCGUGUUCUUGUCAUCGAUGCAGGUUAUGCUAAAGAAUUUGACAAACCUUCACGCUUGAUCGAGAGGCCUUCACUCUUUGGGGCAUUGGUUCAGGAGUAUGCUAACCGCUCCUCUGGUGUAUGAACACUUGAAUGCUUCUGGCUGGCUUGAAGUUUUGGUGAUGACACUGGGUUGGGUUUAUGUCCUUAAUUUUUAGAGAAUAUUAAGCUCGUCGUAUAAUAUAAAAAUGGUUUAAUAUGUGUUUCUAUUAUUUAGUGUAAUUUAGAUGCAUCUAAAAAAUGCAAUUUGACUGCAAGGUUGUCGGUUAAUGCCCAAGGAUGGGACGUUAGAGCGCAAAAUGCUAGUUAUAUAAUUUCUGAUAAAUUUUUUAGAGUAAAAAAUUACAUAAAAGAUUCCAUUGUACUGUGAAAUAGACAACUUUGGUCCAACUUUUUUUUUUGUUACAUCGGUGGUCCCUGUGUUAAGCUUAUUGUAGCGUCCAUCGACACUGUUUAUCUUCUGAUGUUUAAAUUUUUAAUCCCCUUCACGUGCCUACCAUUUUCUUUUCUUAAUCUCCCAUCUCUUUGUUAAUUUUGAAAACCCCUCUAUCUACCGUCCUCUUCAUUAAGACCUACAAAUACUGUCUCCUUUCUUUUCUUUUCCUUAAAAUUGAAUCCAACAAUGGUUGUUUGUGUGUGGUCGAAGAGCCAUCAUUGUGACUUCUUAGACAAACAACAACCUAUGUCUAAGGAUAUGCUUGUGUUCAAAACAAGGAUCAAAGUUCUCAUUCAUAGGUAGGGUAGACCCAAUAAUGUGCAUAACGGAUAUCAUCUCAUACUUGUUGUCGUGUAAUUGAAUAGUCGCUAAAAGAAGUUUUGAAGCAAGGAAGUACAAGAUUAUGUUCAUAGCUAGUUGGAUUUUUUUUUUCUGGAUUAU